AUGGUCGACCAGAAGAAACUCUUCGUUAACAUCCCAAACGCCUUUGAGCAGUACCCCAAGAACAAUUUCCGCUUUGUCAAUGGUGCAGCCGUAGAGCUUGACCACGUCGAGCGAACUGUCUCAAGCAUCGUUAUUGCUGGCGGAGGUCCUGCGGGUAUCGAGACAGCGGGCGAACUCGGAGAGUACCUGAACGGCCGAGCUGGUGCCAACUUAGCGAACCCCAAGGUCUCUAUCACGGUUGUGACUGCUGGUUCAGAGCUUCUGCCCGCCCUCCGACCUAGCAUUGCGAGAAAAGCCGAGGGAUUCCUCGCCAUGGUCGGCGUGACUGUGGUUAAGAACGCGCGAGUCAAGACGGUAGUCCCAGAAGGUGCAGGCACAGACAGCAUUGCAACCAAGGCAAAAUUAAUUCUCGAUAAUGGAUCAACGUUGGAAGCCGACCUUUACAUUCCAGCGACAGGGACUAUACCAAAUACCAGCUUCAUUAACAAAGAGUUCUUAACAGCAGAUGGACGUGUCGAUACCAAUGCCUCUACUUUGCGUAUCAAUAAAGCCGGCCCGCGCAUUUACGCCGUUGGCGAUGUAGGAUCGUAUAGCAGGCCUGCUAUCCAUCUUAUCCUUGAUGCAAUUCCUAUCUUGUGCGCAAACAUUAAGCGAUUGUUGGCCACUGGGAGAGAGGAGAGCUCUGUUGGAGAGGAUAGAGUCUUCAAGUCAGACCUUCGGGAGACGCAAAUGGUGCCAACUGGCAAGAACAAGGGAGUAGGCGCGGCCAUGGGGUUCCAGCUGCCCAGCUUCAUGGUGUGGCUGAUCAAGGGCAGGGAUUACUGGCUGUGGACAACGGGCGGUCUAUGGAGUGGGAAACAGUGGGCUAAGGAAUCGUGA
Pseudogymnoascus destructans is the source of this 879-nucleotide messenger RNA. RefSeq lists its product as uncharacterized. Bases 1 to 879 code for a protein of 292 amino acids. Gene Ontology annotation, cellular component: cytoplasm. The record is from RefSeq and is a predicted model, not a curated record. Gene Ontology annotation, molecular function: electron-transferring-flavoprotein dehydrogenase activity; flavin adenine dinucleotide binding. The transcript has 2 exons. Lineage: Eukaryota; Fungi; Ascomycota; Leotiomycetes; Thelebolales; Thelebolaceae.